Molecule: messenger RNA, 783 nt
Organism: Wallemia mellicola CBS 633.66
Lineage: Eukaryota; Fungi; Basidiomycota; Wallemiomycetes; Wallemiales; Wallemiaceae
Product: P-loop containing nucleoside triphosphate hydrolase protein
Exons: 6
Coding region: 1-783 (260 amino acids)
Biological process (GO): regulation of vacuole fusion, non-autophagic
Cellular component (GO): fungal-type vacuole membrane; vacuole; late endosome
Molecular function (GO): GTP binding; GTPase activity
Source: RefSeq, a predicted model, not a curated record
AUGGCAUCAUCUUCGAUAACGGUUAAACUAGUUUUAAUUGGAGAAAGCGGUGCCGGAAAGACUAGUCUUCGAAAUCAAUACUUACAUAAUAGAUUCAAUAAUUAUUAUAAAUCGACAAUAGGGGCUGACUUUUAUUCAAAAAAGAUUCAAGUGGGAUCGACCCAAGUAAAUUUAAUGAUUUGGGAUACAGCUGGUCAAGAGAGAUUCGCAAGUCUAUCAAACGCUUUUAUUCGAGGAGCAGACGCUUGUUUAUUAGUCUUUGACGCUACCAAAGCACCAAAUUUAGAAACAUUAAGACACUGGUUUGAAACAUUUAGGUCAAACUCGCCGGUGUUUGAUAAUGAUCUAAAUGAUUUUUGUUUGACUGCUAUUGGGAAUAAGAUUGAUGCGAUUGAUUGCAAUUCAUUUAAUUCAGAAGACUAUUUAGAUACUAUCAAGUUCUUACAUCCCAAUUCAAACCAAUUUAAGUCACCCAGAGGUGUCAUUAGUAGUACACCGAAAGCUAUACCAAAUAGAAUGUUCAAUGAGGACAGUAACGAUCAAUUUAUAUCGUCUAAUAAUACAAAUACUAGGAAUACAAUUUAUUAUACCCCAUCAUCUUCGUUUGAUACACCAAGUACAAUAGAGCCUUCACCAAUACGAUUGAAUAGCCAAAACGAUAAUGAUCGAAAUGAGAAUACAGAUAGCGAUGAUUAUAACAUAAACGAUAAUGACUAUGGUUUUAAACUAUUUUGGACAUCUGCAAAGACAGGCGACGGUGUAGAUCAAGUUUUUGAUACAUAA